Messenger RNA from Schistocerca gregaria, 2794 nucleotides. RefSeq names its product acidic mammalian chitinase-like. Gene Ontology annotation, biological process: chitin catabolic process; carbohydrate metabolic process. The record is from RefSeq and is a predicted model, not a curated record. Bases 71 to 1189 code for a protein of 372 amino acids. Gene Ontology annotation, molecular function: chitin binding; chitinase activity. Gene Ontology annotation, cellular component: extracellular region. NCBI's taxonomy places the organism in Eukaryota, Metazoa, Arthropoda, Insecta, Orthoptera, Acrididae. The transcript has 9 exons.
CGCUUGCUAUCUUACGCGGAAGUCGUGACUGCUUGCUUGCACGCGUGACAGUCUCGCCGCGUCAUCCGACAUGCAUUGUGCGGAAGGCAAAAAGAUCGUGUGCUACCACGGCAGCUGGUCGGCCUACAGGACCGGCAACGGCAAGUUUGAGAUAGAGUACAUACAGCCCCAACUGGCCACCCACCUCAUCUACAGCUUCGUUGGAAUGACGCCUGAAGGAGAGGUCAGGAUUAUUGAUCCGUGGCUGGAUCUUCCUGAAGGAAAAAACGGAUUUAAGCGUUUCACUGCUCUAAAAUCGGCCAGCACGAAAACUCUCAUCGCCCUCGGAGGUUGGAAUGAAAGCUCUGCUACGAUCUCAGCCGUGGUGAACAGCCCGCCGCUGAGGGCUCGUUUCGUGCAGUGUGCAGUGCAGUUCUUGGGGACUUACGGCUUUGACGGCCUCGACCUGGACUGGGAGUAUCCAGGGCACCGCGGGGGUUCCCCGGGAGACAAGGCGGCGUUUAUUGAACUGCUAAAGGAGCUGAGAAGAGAGUUUGAUAAACACGGUUACCUGCUGACGGCUGCAGUGGGUGUUGGUCGUUACCUAGUUGGGACUGCUUACGAUGUACCCCAAUUAUGUAGGUACCUGGACUUCAUCAGCUUGAUGGCAUACGACCUUCACGGAUCGUGGGACAACAAGACUGGUCAGAACUCCCCGCUGUACGCCAGCUCAGCUGACAAGACGGAGGCUGAGAGGCAGCUGAACGUGGACUCCAGCGUGCGCUACUGGAUCCAGAAUGGCGCAGACCCCUCAAAACUUGUUCUGGGCAUGGGCACCUACGGGAGGACGUUCACUCUGGCCAGCACCGGCCACACCGGCGUCGGGGCUCCGACGACUGGACCCGGCACUGCUGGGCCCUACACCAACGAGGCUGGCAUGAUGGGCUACAACGAGAUCCUGGAAAAACUGAAAUCUGGAGGCUGGAAAGUCACAUGGGAUGAAGAGCAGAAGGUGCCGUAUGCAGUUCACGAAAACCAGUGGGUUGGUUAUGACAACGAAGAGUCCAUCCGGCUGAAGUCACAGUACGUUCUUGACAUGGGCCUGGCUGGUGGAAUGAUCUGGAGCCUGGAAACAGACGAUUUCAAAGGCCUGAAUAGUUCUACAACCUACCCUCUGCUCAGGAAGAUCAACCAAGUCCUUCGGGAUUAGAUACAUUUUAAAUAACGAUGGUCCGGAUUCUUACUCAAUUUUUGAGACAGGUGUAUGUGGCCGACACUUCAUUACAUGUAAAAGUCACUUUCAAACAAUGCCAUUACCAGGUGUACUGGUACCUGUUGAACCAAUAUUGGUCGACUAGUAUGUUAAUGCUUACUAAUUGUUGCUCAACAUUUUAUAUUGCAUCAUGCGUUGAUAAUAGAGUACCCUCCCAAAUAUAUACUGCCUGAGCUGAACCGAUGGUCAUUGGCCAGCAGCCUCAUUUCCUGCCUAAUUUAGAAAACAUUGGAACAUUAAAGGAGUGAAAGUGGAUUGUGUUUAAAAGUAUCUACGUCUUCAGAAUAGAAGGUGCUUCUGGCGCCGGCAAUCGUCGUAAAAACACGUAGGAUUUUUCCUCCAUUUUGAUCAAUAUCCGUUUCCAUAGACGUACUGACACAAUUCGUCUUCCAUUGAUGUUCUACCUCAACGCGUGACUCGAACUGUGGGCACCUAAGAAACUCUGAAACACACGCGAUGCAUAGAGCAUGGUUUGACACAGAUAUCACCACUACACUCAUCAGUUUCCAUUUAUUAAAAGACAACAAAAAGUUACUUAAUUUCAUCAGAUGAAAUAUUACUCAGUUUAUCUAAUGUUCUCAAUCUGGCCAAAGAUGAUCUCAAGGGGAGCUCAGAACAUAGCCAUAAAGUAAUUAGAGCCAAAAUGUUUUACGGAUAUACAAGGCAGUAUUUUAUUGGUAUUUAUUAUGUCGUGGACCACUGAAUAACAUUUACAGCGAACUGAAUUUUUUUGGCCAUUCAGACUAUGUUCGACUGAAUGGUUGUUUGUAGCAUUAUCACUGCACUUGUAUUAGUGAAGCUCUCGAUUGCAACGUGUCAUCACUGAAAUCACUGUUACUAAUGCAACAGUCGUUGCAGCCAAUUCUCACCACAAUUAAAGUUCAGUAGAGCCACAGUUUUACUUAACAAAAUGCAAACCUGUGCUCUGUUAUUGGAGGGUGGAGCGAACUAUAACGAAAUUCAUAAUUCAAGGAAGGGUGUCACUUAAUUCAGGACACAAUUCAUAGUCCACCACAGAGCAAAAUUCCGCCCAAAUGCACGUGAGCUGUUUCAGAAAAUAAGGAUGCUGCUGUAACACGCCACCACACAGCAUUUUUACUGUAAUAUUUGUACUUAAGAUCUAUAGUUAAUCAAAAACCAUAUCAAUGUGAACGAUGAAACGCCGAUUUCAAUGACGCAAACACUAAACGUGUUGAUAAUAGAAAAACUGAUGAAUAAAAUGUGCAUCGACAGCAGCAUAAUGUUAUAACAAAGAAAAAGACGUUAAAAUUAAUAAUGAAUAAACAUGUGAUAUAUUAAUCACAGAGGUAUUUUCCCCUCUCUUUCAUUUAGUGAGCUUUGAAUCAUGGUGUCUUGCAUCUUGUAUCUGUAAUUGAAUCUAAUAACGUUACCAGAGUUCCAGUAUCUUUUUACUAUACUAACAUGUGUAUUUAUGAAAGUAAUGUUAUUAUCCAGUAGCUAAAGCUAUCCUAGAUAUCUUAUGGAUUCAUUUCUCAAUUGUAUUCUGGCUGUGAGUUAAUUAAUAAAGCCCAUUAAUAGAAA